AUGUCUGUUUUUCACAGGAUAAACAAAACUACAAGACCCACUAGCAGCAGUAAUCCUGUACAGUCAAACAAAGAGUCGCGUCCAGGUGUGACUAUGGGGAAGUCUUUUUCCCACCUCACCAAGCAGACAGGCCACGAUGAGGGUCAGGACAGCCUGACUUCUCCUCUGGAGGACACCCACACUGAGGACGGAAAGGGUGGCGAUGUGUCCCAGUUUCCUUAUGUGGAGUUCACAGGACGGGACAGUGUGACGUGUCCCACAUGUCAGGGCACUGGGAGGAUCCCCAGAGGACAAGAAAAUCAGCUUGUGGCAUUGAUUCCGUACAGCGACCAAAGGCUGCGACCCAGGAGGACGAAGUUGUAUGUAACCGCGUCAGUGGUGCUCUGCCUGCUGCUGUCCAGUCUGGCCGUUUUCUUCCUCUUCCCUCGCUCAAUCGAUGUAUCCUACAUCGGGGUGAAGUCCGUGUUCGUCAGCUACGACCAAGAGAAACGCAGCGUCUAUCUUAACAUCACGAACACUCUCAGUAUCACCAACAACAACUACUACUCAGUGGAGGUGGCCAACAUCACAGCUCAGGUGCAGUUCGCCAAGACUGUGAUCGGUAAAUCUCGCAUCAGUAACAUCACUGCCAUCAGCCCUCUGGACAUGAAACAGAUUGAUUACAUGGUGCCCACCCUCAUCGCCGACGAGAUGAGCUACAUGUAUGACUACUGCACCCUGCAAACCAUCAAAGUCCACAACAUUGUCGUCAUGAUGCAAGUGACCAUCACCACGGUGUACUUCGGUCACGCCGAGCAGGUGUCGCAGGAGAUGUACCAGUACGUGGACUGUGGAGGGAACACCACUUCUAUCAGAGGGAUGACCAAGCCGUUCAACAUCCCGCAGCCUGCUGAGUAAUCCCACCUCUGUCCUCCUUACCUGCUCUGACUCGGCCUCUGAAAACUGGCCUCAGAUGGUUCACUGUGUUUCACCUUCUGCUCCACCUGCAGUGUCUAACAAGCUGCCGCUGCCACGAUACGGCGGCGUUUACUUCCAACGUCAAUGCUAGAAGAAAUUCACAGAAAGAGAGGAAAAUGAUGUUUCUUGUGGAAGCACAUUGCAUUCAGCAAAGAAAAAAAUAUCUAGUAAGUAUGACUUUUGGUGUCAUGAUUUUAAGAUACUUGACAAUUGUCACACAAUCACAAGAUUUAUGUUUAUUAGCACAAUAUAAAAUCUCAUAAUAUGAGAUCCAUAUGUCAUAAUUGCAGUAAGAUUCUGAAAUAAAUGAUCUCUAUCUUGUAUUUACAGAAAUACUGUCAUUUAAGGAUAGUUAAAUGAUUUGCACAUUGAUUUAUGACAUCUGUAAUUUAAACGUAAUUAAAGGAUCUGUAUCUCGCAAA
Molecule: messenger RNA, 1379 nt
Organism: Plectropomus leopardus (leopard coralgrouper)
Lineage: Eukaryota; Metazoa; Chordata; Actinopteri; Perciformes; Serranidae
Product: transmembrane protein 106B
Source: RefSeq, a predicted model, not a curated record